This is a messenger RNA of Gilbertella persicaria, 574 nucleotides long. RefSeq lists its product as uncharacterized. The record is from RefSeq and is a predicted model, not a curated record. Gene Ontology annotation, cellular component: small ribosomal subunit; mitochondrion; ribosome. Gene Ontology annotation, biological process: translation. Gene Ontology annotation, molecular function: structural constituent of ribosome; RNA binding. The transcript has 2 exons. NCBI's taxonomy places the organism in Eukaryota, Fungi, Mucoromycota, Mucoromycetes, Mucorales, Choanephoraceae. The coding region runs from base 90 to 515 and encodes 141 amino acids.
GUGAUUGAACCCCGAGAGAAAUAGUUGAGCUAGGGUCCGAACUUGCUGUUUUUUUCUCCUUUUCUCUCUUUUUUUUUUAUACAUAAAAUAUGUUGCACUUGCUUGGUGUCAAUCUACCUGAUAGAAAGCUAGUAAGCACAGCACUUCAAUACUUUUAUGGUAUUGGUGAACCUACAGCAUACAAAUUAUGUCAAAAGUUAUCUAUUCCCUCAACACUAAAAGUAGCUGAAUUAAGCGAGGUUCAAGUGAAUGAAUUGACGAAUACCUUGGCCGGCAUGACUAUCGAAACUGACUUGAAGAGACAGAUUAGAGAGCAUGUGAUGCACCACCGUAACAUUGGCAACUAUAUCGGUAGAAGACAUGCUAUGAGUUUACCUGUUCGUGGACAAAGAACAAGAAACAACGCCAAAAAUGCAAAGAAAUUAAACGGAAGAUGGGUUCAACGUAGAGGUUUUUCAAUGUGGACACAGGUGCAACAAAGCCCUUUGGCCAACUUUUUAGAGAAAUACAUGUAAAAUAAUAAAUAACUGAUCAAGGAGAAGAAACGUCUCUUUUUCUUUAUUUGUGAAUGACU